Messenger RNA from Bufo bufo (common toad), 2436 nucleotides. RefSeq names its product coiled-coil domain containing 142 (gene CCDC142). Lineage: Eukaryota; Metazoa; Chordata; Amphibia; Anura; Bufonidae. The record is from RefSeq and is a predicted model, not a curated record. Bases 173 to 2350 code for a protein of 725 amino acids. The transcript has 11 exons.
CCGGCAUGCACCGGUAUACACCCCGUACAGACUACACUUCCCGGCAUGCCCCGCGACUACUUCCUGUGCGCUGUGUUGUGGAUUCUGAGACUGGAGACGGGAAAUAUGUGGAGACGAUGGAUCUGAUGAUGAAGGAGCCGAGCAGCCGAGUUCUUCCCAUCACCUUGAGCCAAUGAGGAGACGUGAGGCGCCCUGGUCUGAAUACAGACAUGGCUUCCUACAAGGCUCCGCCUCCUCACUCCGUUCUUCAGUUCUGCUCCAGAGUGCACAGUCGCCGUGUGAUGUCAUCGGUGAAGGGGAGGAGCCGACAUACAGUGAUCCAGGCAGACACGGUGCAUCGCUGCAGUUCCUCCGCCGGCAGCGGCGCCUCCUCACCCUUGCGCAGGAGUUUGUCUUCCAUCAGAUGCGAGUCCUGGAAUAUUGUAAGAUGGUGGAGCAGACGGCGCUCUCUGGAUUGGAGGCCACGUGUCUUAGGCUGCAGGAGCUGUGUCACGGCGGGGCGUUAUUGCAGAGGAAGGUCCAGGCCGACCAGCGGCUGCGUCCACUUUCCCCGCUGUUACACCGCUCUCUCCAGAACAUGCGCAGCACACUGCAGCUGAUGUCCGUGAAGGCGGCCAUAGUGACAGAGGAGCAUGUCCUGAGCGCAGUGCGUAGAGCAGCGCGGAUCACCGCAGAGGCUCCUGGGAGUCUUUGCCGAGCUCUGAUCAUCUACAACAAAGUCUUAAUGUAUGUGUCACCAUGGGCAACACCGUGGAAAGAGAUGUCCCCGAUGUCCAUCACUAGGUCCCUGGAGAUCAUAGCCCAGGAGCGGGGGCGCCUGAUGGUCGGACACGUCUCCUCGCACAGGCUGGAGGAGGCGAGCGGAGCGCUCUUGUCCCGUCUGGAGAGCCUAAUUCAGGAAGAUAAAGGCCUGGUGGCCCCUCUGUUGAGGGUGGUGGGCGGCCUGGAUCACGUGGUGGAGGGCCAGAGCCUGCGCAGCAGAGACAGACUCCUGUAUGCGCAGUACUGCAGCCACCUGUGGCCGGUCCUCUCCACCUAUCUCUUCCAGGCCUUGUACCCUGGCAGACACGGAGUCCAAGCGAUGCCAGGCUUGAUGCCAUGUGCUGUGGGGAAGAGGACCCCGGCCAUCAUCCAGUCACUACAGAGCAUGCUGACAUCGGACGCCGUCCCCGAGCAGUGCCGAGAAUCGGGCCGCCUCCUCUGUCAUCGCUUACUGCGCACCGCGGCCUUCAUCUCCUGGGACACAGGGAUGUGUUGGGCCUUGAGUUCGGCUCUUACAGAUAAGUGUGUGACUUCGCUGCUGGAUGACGGGGCCCGCAGGACACACAGCAGAACCGCUGAUGCCCUCGUUACAGUGUGCCAGGAGUCGUCGGUGCUGCUGCAUGCUCUGAGCUCUGCAGGCGACGUCUCUGGUCAGCAGGCCGUCCUCGGCCGUUGUGUGGCGUCCCUGCAGCUCUGUGAUUCGUGGCUGAGGAGCCGCUCUCAGGUCUACAACAGCUCCGGGUCUCUGGGUCAUCUGCUGCUGAUAAGUCAUGGAGAUCUUCCAGUGAUAAAAGACCAGAUGCGCAGUGUGAAUGCCGCUGCACAUGACGUGGAAUGGUCUCCCGUGAGCCAGCCACUGUGCGUUAAGCUACAGAACGUGGUGGAGAGCCUGGAGGGCGUGGCCUUGUGUGUGCCCCGCCUCCUGGGCGCUGUGUGCACUCAUCAUGCUCAGGAUAUUUUCCAGCACACCAUGCCGGCCGGACGUCACUGGAGAGGGAAGAGGGUGGACGGUCCUGACCUGGUUCCCAGUGAGUACGCUCGGGCUGCAGUGAAUGCAUUGCUGGUACCGCUCCUGGAUGGAGUCCGUCCUCUGUCUCUGGAAGAACAGAUGUCUGCCGUGUGCAUUAGUGUCGGGGUGUUCAUGGAAGCCUGGAUGGAACAUAUCCUUCAGGAGAGGCCAAGAUUCAGUUUGCAGGGAGCACUACAACUCAGAUGUGAUUUUGAGAGUGUCCGUGCGCUGCUGAAGUCUCCAGAGUUUGGGCUGUCUCCAGAAGUGCUCCAGGCGGUGCUGUCUCUCCCGGUUUUCCAGAAAGCAGAUAACGCCAUUGUGUGCCUCCUGCAGCAGCCAUCUCGUAAGACUUACCUGCAGACCCGCGGUUGCUCCGUCUUCUGCUGUCCUCCCCUGUGUCGCACCACCGUGGACAGCGUAUCGGAUAGUCUGCAGAGUCUGGACAGUCUGGGGCGCAGGGUGUGGAGCAAUAAUUAUCCUGCACAGCAGCCGAGGCACAGCCACGACUCCUACCUCCCCCACAACCAGCGCCAGUGGCUUUCCCUCCGUCUCCACAAGGGUUGGAAUGGGCUGGGAUGAGUUGUGGGAGCGGCGAGGCCGAGACAAUCGUACAUUAUAACUUAUUAUUUUAUAUUCAGAGCUCUAUUUUAUUAAAUAUUUCUGAU